This is a messenger RNA of Triticum dicoccoides, 1609 nucleotides long. Its product is annotated as pectin acetylesterase 5-like. NCBI's taxonomy places the organism in Eukaryota, Viridiplantae, Streptophyta, Magnoliopsida, Poales, Poaceae. The record is from RefSeq and is a predicted model, not a curated record. The coding region runs from base 59 to 1366 and encodes 435 amino acids. The transcript is spliced from 12 exons. Gene Ontology annotation, molecular function: hydrolase activity.
UGGUGUGUGUUCACCAUGAGAGGAGGAACGAAGCUCAAAUCCACCAGAGCUCACGGCCAUGGCCGCUGCCACCGAGCAGCUCCUCCUCCCCCAGGAGCAGCCCCGCCGUCGCCCACCGGUAUGGGGGCUCACGGUUGCUGCCCUUCUGCUGGUGCUGCUGCUCGCCGCCACCGGCCCUCUCCGUCCUAGGCUGUUCCGCGCGCCACCGCCAGCAGAGCGCGUCGCGCUUACCCUCCUCUCUGGCGCGAAGGAGAAGGGUGCAGUGUGCGUGGACGGAACACCGCCCGGUUACCACCUGCAGAGGGGCUCCGGCGACGGCGCCGACCGCUGGCUCGUCCAUCUAGAGGGAGGAGGCUGGUGCAGCACAGUCAAGGAAUGUUCGGGCAGCAGACUGUCCACCAAAGGUUCAUCCAACUUCAUGAAACCGAUACGGUUCAUGGGUAAUGGGAUCCUCGGCGGCGAUCAGCUACAGAAUCCUGAUUUCUACAACUGGAACAAAGUCUACGUGCGGUACUGCGAUGGGGCGUCGUUUUCUGGGGACGCGGAAGCUCAAGCACAGGAUGGAACCACACUAUACUUCAGAGGAUUGCGUAUCUAUGAAGCGGUUAUUGAUGAACUCAUGGAAAAAGGACUCACAAAUGCAACACAGGCCCUCUUUACAGGCUGCUCUGCUGGUGCUCUAUCCAUGAUGCUGCAUUGCGAUGAUUUUCGUGCAAGAUUUCCGCAGGAGGUUUCAGUUAAAUGCUUUGCAGAUGCUGGGUUUUUCCUUGAUGAAAAGGAUAUAUCCGGAAAAAGGUCCCUUUGGUCUCUCUACGACAGAGUCAUUCACCUCCAGAAUGUUAGAAAAGUGUUGCCCAAGGACUGCCUUGCCAACAAGGAGCCAACCGAGUGUUUCUUCCCGGCAGAGCUUAUCAAGAGCAUCCGCACCCCCAUGUUUAUUCUCAACCCUAGUUAUGAUUCAUGGCAGAUACGAAAUGUUCUUGUACCUGAUUCAUCUGCUCCUGGCAAGUCAUGGUUGAGUUGCAAGGAAAAUAUCCGAAACUGCAAUUCUACACAAGUUGAAGUCCUCGAUGGAUUAAGGAAUAAGAUGGUCAAUGACUUGAAGGUCGUCGAAGAUAAGGAGGACUGGGGCAUGUUCAUCGAUUCAUGCUUCACGCACUGCCAAUCGCUCUCCGGCGUGUCUUGGCAUUCACCAACCUCCCCGAGGCUUGAAAAUAAGACCAUUGCAGAAGCUGUUGGAGACUGGCACUCUGGAAGGAGCCAAGGAGCGAAAGAGAUUGACUGCAAGUAUCAGUGCAACCCAACAUGCAACAGUUUGCCGCCUCCACGAGAUGUUACUGCAUUUGACCAUGUCGAGAUCUACUAAGUAAAGGUUCAAGCAUAUUGUACUGGCCAUAAAAAUGAAAAUAAUAUUCAUCAUGAAUGAAAAUAAUCAUCAUCAGGAUAUUCAAGUUAGCUUUUCUUUUUGUUUACCGGGAUCGUAUGGGUUUCAACUCUAGCUUAUAACAACUUGUUUGAGACUCAAAAGGCUUUGUUGUUGUAUUUUAUAGUUAAAGCGCCAAGCCGGUAUGUGGAAUUUCCGAAAGAAGGAGCGGAGUUGUUUUUCUUA